AGGCCGCGUCACGGCACCCGAGCGCCUGACGUGAGGGCGGCGGCAGACAGAGGCGCCUCCGGGCCCGGCCUGCGUGACGACGGCGAUGUGACGGACUCCAUUCCCCCGGCUGAGGAUGGCAGCGGGGCCGCCGGUGGUGGCGGCGGCCGGGCGUCUGUGGCAAGUGGAGGCCCCGCUGGGCCGCGGCUCGUCGGCCGCCGUCUUCCGGGCGCGUUGCCUCGGCCAUCCCCGCUCUCCCCCGGCAGCUGUCAAGGAGUUCCUGCCGCCGGGCUCCGGGUCGGCAGGAGGCGGCGGCGGCGACUACGGCUUCCGCAAGGAGCGGGCCGCGCUGGAGGAGCUGAGAGGUCACCGCAACAUCGUUACCCUGUAUGGCGUGUUUACAAGCUGCUCUUCUAUCAAAGGCCCCUCACACUCACUUCUCCUGGAGCUGCUGGACAUCAGCGUGUCGGAGCUCCUUGUGCAUUCCAGUCAGCACGGCUGCUCCAUGUGGAUGACCCAGCACUGUGCCCGGGACGUCCUGGAAGCCCUGGCAUUCCUCCACCACAAGGGCUACGUGCAUGCUGACCUGAAGCCACGCAACAUCCUCUGGAGCGCGGAACAGGAGUGCUUCAAGCUCAUUGACUUUGGACUCAGCUUCAAAGAAGGGAAUCAGGAUGUGAAAUAUAUUCAGACGGACGGGUACCGGGCUCCUGAGGCUGAGCUGCAGAACUAUCUGUCUCAGGCUGGAUUACAAAGUGGAACCCAAUGUACAUCUGCUGUAGACCUCUGGAGUCUAGGAAUCGUGUUGGUAGAGAUGUUCUCAGGAAUGAAACUGAAACACAUUGUCCAGUCUUGGGAAUGGAAGGCGAAUAAUGCUGCUGUUAUCGAUCACAUUUUUGUCAGCAAAAGCGUGGAAAAUUCUGCCAUCCCAGCCUAUCAUCUCCGAGACCUCCUCAAAAGCAUGCUUCACGAGGAGCAAGAGAAAAGAGCUACUGCUGGGGAGUCCUUGUGCAGUCCUUUCUUCAGCAUUCCUUUUGCUCCCCACAUUGAAGAUCUGGUGAUGCUUCCGACUCCUGUGUUAAGGCUGCUGAAUAUUUUGGAUGAUGCUGCUCUUCAAAACGACAAAGAAUUCGAAGAUAUAGUUGAUGAUAUCAGAGAAGAAUGUAGUAAAUACGGGCAGAUCGUUUCUUUGUUUGCUCCAAAGGAAAAUCCAGGCAAAGGCCAAGUCUUCGUUGAGUAUGCAAAUGCCGGCGAUUCCAAAGCAGCCCAACGAGCCCUGACUGGGAAGAGGUUUGACGGCAAGUUUGUUGUGGCUACCUUCUACCCACUGAGUGCCUAUAAGAGGGGAUACGUUUACCAAACGGUGCUUUAGUCUGCAGCAGCAGUCAGGAGAGAGGAGCACCCCCCCUCCCCAACCUGCCUGGCUUUGCCUGAGUGGUCGUCUCUCCCCACCCACCCACUCCCCCCAAGAGGUGGAGCCUGCGUGUCCGCUCUUCCGUCUUGUGAUUUGCGAGAGCUACCCAGAUACGUUUUGUCUUUGUUUCGAGGAAUGCCAAAUUCGCCUGCCGCCUUUUCCUCAGCUAACUCUGCGGUAACUGGAAUACUAAACUGUGAAAUGGAAGCACGCGUUUUAAAACAGCCAGACAUUUAGCCCUCCCCAUUGUGGUGAUGGUUAAGACACCUCAGACGCAAGAAGCACUGAAAAGCAACAUAGAGGGUUGCUGUUGUGUUAAAGAUGCAGUGAAGCCUCAUUGGAGCUCCUUGAGUUUCCAGCCCCUGGCAAAUAAAUUUGUUUCUCUGGGUAUUGAGGAACAUGACUAGAAACCCAGGCCAAGCCUUUGGUGCUUGCCUUGAGCCUGCAGAAAGCCCCUACUGAGCUUCGUCAUGACAGCAGGGACACUCGCCAUAGAAAAGUGUCUUAUUCCAAGUGCAGAACUUUGGUCUGAAAAGCAGAUAUAGACAUAGGUGCGCUUUGCUAGGCAAAGGCUAAGGCUGAAUAGUAGCCAGUAUAGUAUAGCAGCUUGCCACAUAUAGGGUUGGAUCAAGGUUGUGGAUUUCCACAGAUAGAAAAGAGGCUGGUUUUUAUGGUCCCCCUCCCCUUGCUGCAGUAAGUUUCCAGCUCUCGCCUCAUAGUGUUCCUGAGGGUCCUCAGGGAGUAGCAUUUUGAGAGGCAUUUGGGGUCUGCAGCCAGAAGAGAAAUUCACGCUCUGCUGAUGGAAAAUCCCUUCUGCCCGUGGCCAUUUCUAGAGGAUUCCAAAUGUAACUUCUAGCCAUUUCUCGAAAUACGCAGAGCUCUUUCUCCUGGGAGCCAGUGCUUUUUUAAAGUCACGUUUGGGCUUGCGGUAGAAAGCUGAGGCAUCUCUCAAACACUUCUUUAGAUGGAGAGCUUUUUGUAAAGAUGAUCCUGGUUUGUAUGGGAUCUUCCCAGUGUUAUUUCCGUUAGCUAGGCAGACACUUGCUCCGAGGAUUUUGUUCUGCUGUAGUCUGGGUCUGCACAGAUUGUCUGCAUUGUAGAUACUUCCCAGACUGCAGAGGCGUUCUUGCCAUCCAGCCAAUGGAAACACCGCUAAUCGCCUUCGUUGCUCUAGGAGGUAUUAAUACUCUUGAGGUGACUGGACGUGGACGCAGGUGGAGCAAUCUAUGUACAAUGCACACAAACAGAUGCUGUGGGGCGAACAUGACUUGUCUUGUGCCAGUAACAAAACAUAGAGGAGCAAAGACGAGUAGCUUUGAAGUCAUACUGCAAAAGUAUAUUGGCUUGACAAAGAGGUUGGGCAGUGCUGGGGACAGGCCCUGGCCUUGUGGGCAGCUGCUAAGGAGCAAGGGCGCCAGCAGGCCUUCUUGGGAGCAGAAUACUACUAUGAAACAGCCUUUUCAACAAAAAGGGCCAUCGGCCAAUACGUUUCGCCCUGAUCUGGUAUUGGCUUAAGCUUCGUUAGUAUAAUCUUUAGGGGAAACGCUGGCAAACAGAGGAUGGGAUCUUUUAUUUUGAAGUCCCAGUCAGUCACUUCUUUCACAUAUAAUUUCAAAAAUCGCACGUUUUAGAGCUUAUCCUUCCCGCCCCCCUUGAAAGCCGUAAAAUCUUUUGAAAUUAAGUUCAAGAUUCAGAUAGGCUGUUGAACUGCACAAUUAGCUCCCGAGCAACGCAUUUGCUCUGCAAAGUUGUGCGUAUCCACAGCACACGCAAGUCCCACUUUGUUAGGCUCCCAGAGCAAGAGAUGACAACCCUCUUGCAAAAGCCAGUGGCUGCUAACCAUCCCUUUUGAAACUUCCCCGCAUCAUACUCUACAACGCACUCCUGACGUGUUAGUUUGGCUCUUCCCUGUACCUUCGGCUGACUCCCGACGGUUCUCCAACCAAAGUCUUCUGCUGCUGACUCGUCUGACCUUGCUCUCUUGCUUGUUGCGAUAUAACACACUGUAGAGCAGAUCCUUAUCUAGCUGGGGCGGGGUAGGGGCGGGGGAAACCAGAUUUUUUGAGCACAUUUUAAGGCAGGUUUAAAGGAAAAAACCUAUCAAAACUUGAAGCUUUUCAUAGUGUAUGCAAAGACAGAGGUUCUGUCUGAAGACCAAGCGAAUAGCUUUGCACUUUUCAACUUGUUGAGCCAUGAAUCCGAUCGAGAGCCUCAGCCAAUUGAGAGCCGGCGGCGAGUCUCCAUCUGUCUGCCCCGAUAGCGUGAUCUUAGCACUGCCCAUCUUUACUGUAUUUUGAGUGUUUACAUGUUUUCUUUGAAAUGUAAUUAAAUGUCUUCUGUUCAGAUUA
Messenger RNA from Heteronotia binoei (common prickly gecko), 3741 nucleotides. RefSeq names its product U2AF homology motif kinase 1 (gene UHMK1). NCBI's taxonomy places the organism in Eukaryota, Metazoa, Chordata, Lepidosauria, Squamata, Gekkonidae. Gene Ontology annotation, molecular function: ATP binding; protein serine/threonine kinase activity; ribonucleoprotein complex binding. Gene Ontology annotation, biological process: peptidyl-serine phosphorylation; positive regulation of translational initiation; regulation of protein export from nucleus. Gene Ontology annotation, cellular component: nucleus; neuronal ribonucleoprotein granule. The record is from RefSeq and is a predicted model, not a curated record. Bases 116 to 1351 code for a protein of 411 amino acids. The transcript has 8 exons.